AUGUUCCCUAUUCUCGCAGAGAACUGCGAGAAUGGAGUUCUCUUAGAGAAUACGACUGCUGGGGUCGAGGUGGUCCACCGUGACCUGAAGCCAUCGAACCUGGUAUACGCCGUGAAGGGAGGCAAGGCAGACUCGCUGCGGCUUUGCGACUUUGGAUUUGCGAAGCAGCUGCGGGACGAAAAGCAUGGUCUCCUCAUGACUCCCUGCUACACGGCCAAUUUCGUUGCCCCUGAGGUCCUCAAGCAGCAGGGCUAUGAUGCUUCCUGUGAUAUCUGGAGCCUUGGUGUCCUCCUGUAUACCAUGCUUGCAGGACACACACCAUUCGCUCAGGGUCCGGCUGAUUCCCCCAGUAGCAUCCUUCAACGCCUCGAGGCGCCUCUCGAUCUGGAGUCCGGAAACUGGGCCUCUAUCUCCUAUGCUGCCAAGGUGAGACUAACUUAG
Darwinula stevensoni is the source of this 441-nucleotide messenger RNA. The record is from the annotation of a GenBank genome assembly. NCBI's taxonomy places the organism in Eukaryota, Metazoa, Arthropoda, Ostracoda, Podocopida, Darwinulidae.